AUGUUCUGUUCCGCAGAGAAAAUCAAGGACUUCCUGGAAAAUUACAUGUCCAUGACCGACGAUGGCACUACCAUCCCGCACUUCGUCGAAACGCUUCGCAAACUCGCACACCGUGAACAAGCGACGAUAGAGGUCAACGUAGAGGACAUUGAGAAGUUCGACAGAGAGUUGGCUGAAGAUGUGCUCGCCAACACUCGGCGAUACCAGGCGCUCUUCAGCGAUACUGUCUUCGAUCUGCUUCCAAAUUACAAAGAGCAUGAUGUCCACGCGAAGGAUGCAUUGGAUGUGUUCAUUGAACAUCGUCUUCUUGUUGAGAAAAGGGCUCGUGAACUCCGGGAAGUCGAUGGUGGUGUUGACAGCCGUGUACGUUAUCCUCCGGAGUUGAUGCGACGAUAUGAAUUGGUAUUCCGGCUUGGAGCCUCCUCAAAGCAUUGCAGCAUCCGCGAAGUGAAAGCCAAACAUAUCGGAAAACUAGUUGCUGUCAAGGGCAUCGUUACUCGUGCGACUGAUGUCAGGCCAUUGAUGCAAGUUGCGACUUAUUCUUGCGACCAGUGCGGUGCUGAGACUUACCAACCCGUCAACUCUUUGAGCUUCACUCCGCUUGCAUUGUGUCCGAGUGAAGAAUGCCGCAUCAACAAGGCUGGUGGAAAGCUUUACCUUCAAAGCAGAGGCUCUAAGUUCAUCAAGUUUCAAGAGCUGAAGAUUCAAGAGCAUAGCGACCAAGUUCCGACGGGAGAUGUUCCGAGAACACUUUCAGUGAUGUGCCGAGGUGAACUGACUCGUUUGGCGCAACCAGGAGACCACGUUUCCAUCACUGGGAUAUUUCUUCCUUUGGCACAAGCUGGGUUUCGAGGCAUGACCCAAGGCCUGAUGACCGACACUUAUCUUGAAGCUCAUCGCAUCGUUCGUUUGAACAAGACUGAGGACGAGGAACUCGAUUUGGGCGAACUCAGCCAGGAAGAGAUAAAUUUGGUGAAAGACGGAAACUUCUACGACAAGAUCGCUUCUUCGAUCGCGCCCGAGAUUUACGGUCACACUGACGUGAAGAAAGCAUUAUUGCUCUUGUUGGUUGGAGGAUCCGAUCGUGAAGCCCCUGGUGGAAUGAAGAUCCGUGGCAACGUGAACGUGUGUCUCAUGGGGGAUCCCGGAGUGGCGAAAUCUCAGCUUCUGGCGUAUGUUAAUCGUCUCACUCCUCGCGGAGUCUACACGACUGGACGAGGAUCCUCCGGAGUGAGU
Messenger RNA from Notodromas monacha, 1236 nucleotides. The record is from the annotation of a GenBank genome assembly. Lineage: Eukaryota; Metazoa; Arthropoda; Ostracoda; Podocopida; Cyprididae.